AAGUGGGUAGUCUCAGAUGAAGGAAUAAACCGCGUCAUUACAUGGUCGACAAAAUGAGUUUACUUUGAAAUAUCUGACCGGAAGUACGUUAUGCAUGAGUUGUGACGUUUUUUUCAAAGGCCAGGGGGUGGGGGACCCCUUUGACUGGCGGUUCCCCGACGAGACCAUCACCACUGCAAAACCACUUGCUCACAGAGAAAUGGCAAUUUGGUAAUGUGGACUGUUUGUUCCGGAAUCCCUCGAUGCCAUUGCCGCCUCGCCGUGCCUUUGUGAGUGCCACCGCCGGUCCAAGAUCCACUACGACGACCAUGGCCUCGCCGCGCCCCCCCCGCUGCACAUCUGGCAGAGCGGCCUGGGUGGUGGUCGUCGUACUGCUCAUAUCGGCGACCACCGUGGUGGGCUCCCAGGGCGACAAAGACUCGGUGUACCGGGACUGUGUGAGUCAGUGUGUCCAAAGCAACUGCACCGGAGUUCGGUUACGGUGGUACCAGGCAGUCCAGCCGCAGUACAUGGCGCUGACAGGUUGGACUUGUCGAGAUGACUGUCGCUAUGAGUGCAUGUGGACCACCGUGGGUCUUUACCAGGCUGGAGGCUACGAGGUCCCGCAGUUCCACGGCAAGUGGCCGUUUACACGCUUCCUGUGCUUCGAGGAGCCGGCGUCCGCCCUCGCCUCUCUCCUGAACGGCCUGGCGUGCCUUCUCAUGCUGCUGCGCUACCGGAGCACCGUGCCACGGCAGAGCCCCAUGUUCCACACCAUCAACGCCUUCUCUCUGGUGUCGCUCAACGCCUGGUUCUGGUCCACGGUGUUCCACACACGCGACACCUUCCUCACUGAGAAAAUGGACUAUUUCUGUGCUACUGCAGUCAUUCUCUACUCCAUUUACUUGUGCUGUGUCAGAACGUUGGGGCUGAAGCACCCGUGGGUGUCCAGCAUCAUGGGGGUGGUGCUCAUCUUGGCGUUCACCUCACACAUUUCCUACUUGACCUUUGUCCGUUUCGACUAUGGCUACAACAUGGCCGCCAACACCUUCUUUGGCAUGGUGAACCUGCUGUGGUGGCUGUGCUGGUGCUGGAGCAACCGGCGGACGCUGCCGUACUGGUGGAAGUGUGGCCUGGUGGUUGUGCUGCUUCACGGCCUGGCCCUACUGGAGCUGCUGGACUUCCCGCCUUAUCGGUGGGUCCUGGACGCGCAUGCCAUUUGGCACCUGAGCACCAUCCCCGUGCACUUCCUUUUCUACAGUUUCCUGAUCGACGACAGCCUCUACCUGCUCAACACCGAGAAGCUAGGCGUCAAGUUCGAGUAGGGCCGGAGUCCCGUCGUCCGACGGCGCCGCCUCUCUCCAAUUGUGGCCGCCGAACCCCUCCACGUAGAAGUAGAGCCGUCUCCCUCGUGUCCUGCAUGACACCUUCCAUCGAUGACCACUGGUUUACAUUGUUUUAUUAUUUUUAUUUAUUUGCCAUGUGGAAAAACAGGGUGAACGAGAACGUAUUGUUUUCUCCAAUAUUGAAUUCUCAGCCCGACUCGGCAUAAAUGCAGUUCACGCUUCCCUUCGAUAGGUGGCGCCAGAAAUCCCCCGUGCAAAAAGUGGCAGCUUCGUCACCCCUGUUGAGUAGAUUAUUCGAGAAAGAAUGGGACGAGGGUUUGUUUGAACGACCUUUUUGCUGACUGAGAUAUUUCUCUUUUAUUUCGUGCCUCUGUUGUCUCCUUUGCUGCUUUCGAUCUUUUUUUAAUCCAUCACCCACUCUCUCAAUUAUUUUCUUAUUAUUUUAUGGUGCUUUAAUUUGUUUAUCGAGUGCGAUGUGAUCGACCAUCAUGAAAUUUAAUAUUUUAUUCACCUGGAUUGCCUUUUUAGCGUGAAGACAAAUUUUGAAAGGAAUAAGAAGCAUUUCUAGAAGAGUGUUCUAUAUUAAAAGAGGAAUUUUGAUGGCUUUUGUAUGGAUUUCAUUGCUGCAGUAUUCCCUUAGAAUGCCCCCCCCCCCCCCGCCAAAAUGUCCCCAUGUGUAAACUAGGGCUGAACAAUUUGAAAAUGAAUCAAAUUGAAUUUUUUUUCUUUUUCAAUUCAACUUUGAUUAAUUGUUCAGCCCUAGUAAUUGCAUUCUGGUGUCAUCACUGCCUCAUACUUACAUGUGACUGAUCACAUUUCCCUUCCCCACUUUGCAUAUGUGCACUUUAGGGAUGCACCCGUGCGUUGCGUUUGGAAUUCGCCUCAUGCCUUUCUGUUUGCGACGGGACAAUGAAUGCAGUGGAAUACAAUAGUCCUGCACCAUGUGUUUUGUUUCAUAGAAUUCUUCAGCUAGUUGUUUGUGAGCAUUUCACGACACAAGAGUUCACGUGCACUUAAUAAAUUGGCGAGUGACUAUGGGCUUGAGUGUGUGAUGGGAUAAAUGUAGUGAUGGUAUGAACAUAGUAGACACUACGAUAUAAGAACUUAAAUGUAUGUUUCAUAAUCACUUCAAUAUUCAAAAUCAAUUUUACAACAAGAAGCUGUAUGAACAUAAUUUAUUUCAAAGAGAUAAAAAAAUGUUCAGUGC
This is a messenger RNA of Syngnathus acus (greater pipefish), 2532 nucleotides long. RefSeq names its product post-GPI attachment to proteins phospholipase 3 (gene pgap3). Gene Ontology annotation, cellular component: endoplasmic reticulum membrane. Bases 243 to 1304 code for a protein of 353 amino acids. Gene Ontology annotation, molecular function: hydrolase activity, acting on ester bonds. The transcript is spliced from 8 exons. Gene Ontology annotation, biological process: GPI anchor biosynthetic process. The record is from RefSeq and is a predicted model, not a curated record. NCBI's taxonomy places the organism in Eukaryota, Metazoa, Chordata, Actinopteri, Syngnathiformes, Syngnathidae.